Molecule: messenger RNA, 2286 nt
Organism: Colletotrichum gloeosporioides
Lineage: Eukaryota; Fungi; Ascomycota; Sordariomycetes; Glomerellales; Glomerellaceae
Exons: 1
Coding region: 1-2286 (761 amino acids)
Source: RefSeq, a predicted model, not a curated record
AUGCGUCUUCUCAACGUCAAGACCAGGAAGUUGGAGCAGUAUUUCAACAACAUCCCGAAUUAUGCGGUACUUUCUCAUCGAUGGGGCGAAGAAGAGGUCACACUCCAAGAUCUCAGCUCUCCAGCUUGUCAACUCAUGAGAGGAUAUGCCAAAGUCAAUGGAUUCUGUCUCUUGGCUGCGCAGCAUAGCUUCGACUAUGUCUGGAUCGACACCUGUUGCAUCGAUAAGACGAGCAGCGCCGAGCUCUCUGAAGCCAUAAACUCCAUGUUCCGGUGGUACGAGAAUGCCUCAGCUUGCUAUGCUUACCUUGACGACGUAGGCAGAGGUCCAGCGGACGAGGGCCAGCCCGAUGUUGAUGGCGAAUUCAAGGAGAGCCUUUGGUUCACGAGAGGCUGGACUUUGCAAGAGCUGCUCGCCCCCAAAUGCGUGCUAUUCUACGACAGAUUUUGGAGGCAAUUUGGCGACCGCUCUUCCUUAGCUGCUGAUAUCAACGCCAUCACAAAUAUCCCCACUGCCUACCUUCGUAGGGAACAAGAUUUUCGUUCAGCAAGCAUUGCCGUCCGCAUGUCGUGGGCAGCUUAUAGAGAGACUACCAGGAUCGAGGAUAGGGCGUACGCGCUUCUGGGAAUAUUCAAUGUGAACAUGCCGCUUCUUUAUGGAGAGGGUGAUCGCGCAUUUGAGAGGCUCCAGCUAGAGCUUCUAAAGCUCAACACUGACGAUUCCGUUCUUGCGUGGAGCCCGCUGGAUACCACCUUGAAGGAGGAUCCUUCGGAUGUGUUCUACAAGCGUUUCCGGAUUUAUUAUAGCGUUAUACACCUGCUAUCCGCCGACCCUCAAGAAAUUCAGUACUCCAAGCAGUACUACCGAGAAGUCUCACAUCGACCUGAGUAUCACAGGCUACUCGCUCGGAGUCCCAGAGACUUCGCUUGCUGGUCAAACAUUUCCGCCAUACCGAUGGGUGGAGCAAGCUCGGUGCCUGAAAUGACGAGCCGAGGCCUGCGAAUCACGCUUCCUCUUUUCCAACUUGAGAAGCUUGCCUACGGCCUGCUUGACUGUCAAAUUGGGACGGAUUUCACAAAAGUCGUUGCUAUCCCUCUGUUCCAGACCGCCAUUAGUGAUGAGUACAUUCGACCAAAGCAGCCCCCAUGCUUAUUGGGUCUCCCCUGGAGCACUACACGGCGCAUGCAGUAUCGUACCAUCUACAUAAGGAAGGACAAGCAGGACCACCGUCUUGAGCAACCGAUCUGGAAUACGGGUAUCAAGUGUGGUUUUGUCCGCAUCGACGCUGCACCGAACUUACCCGAGCGUUUGGUGAAAGUAGUACCGACAGAGGCGGACAAGAGGCAAUGGAGCAGCAUUUGCCCCGUUUCAGGUGCUGACCAGACUUGGAAACGCAUUCUCUUGCACUACUCAAAGGACGACGGUCAAGAUGAAGGGUUCGUUGUCGUCCUCGAGCGGCGGACCUUGAUCCGCGCAGUAUUCUCGCGUACUAUGGUUCCACCACCUUUCGUCUGUCACAUCGUCGCCAAGAAAAAGGGCCAGUCUCUCGAAGACAUGUCACAGAAUGUCGAUACAUCCAAAGCAGGCGACUUGGUUGUGUGCCCGGAUGGAACUCGGAGAGUCACAGUGAGACGCGACGCGUUCCUGAAGCACGAAAUGUUCAUUGUCACGAUCUUCUGCUCUUAUUCAUCAUGUUCGCCAAUCCAAACUCAGAUCUUUAAAGCACCCCCACGAGGACUUUUUGCUGGGGCCGGGAUGAACGCGGACGCCGCAAGCAGUUACGUCUACGAAAGUUGCAUGUUUAGUUGGCGAGAAUUCUAUUUCGUCCCCAUUACGAUUCUCUCUUGGGCGUUUCUCAGCAAUACGGUCAGCAAAGCAGAAAUUAUUGGGUUGGUCGGAUUUACUCUCUCUUACUUUGCAAUACGCCUCAAAGCUCGACAUGCCGCAUACGCCAUCCACGUGUCCAACGUGGAUACAUCUGAGUACGAAGUCGCAUUCCGUUACUGGCCUUUGGACCUGGCGUUUGUAGUUUGCUUCACAUUUAUCGAUGUCUUUAUGUUUAUUCGCUGCUUGGGACUUGGCGAGGACAAUACUGCAUUGCUGGGCCUCCAUAUACUCCCGAUCUCCAUCUGGGGCCAAAGACCUAGGACUCUUGGUACGCCUUGGAGGGAACGGCUCGUCAAGACCUGGCUGCGGUUUCGUGUUUUUGCAUUAAAUGUGUCCAUCCUACUCCUGGUACUGUCAUUCUGUAACCCAUUUACGGGGAUGGGGGCUAAUACUGGAUGA